This is a messenger RNA of Arvicola amphibius (Eurasian water vole), 5236 nucleotides long. It is a transcript of the gene N4bp2l1, whose product is annotated as NEDD4 binding protein 2 like 1. The coding region runs from base 3593 to 4132 and encodes 179 amino acids. The transcript has 5 exons. Lineage: Eukaryota; Metazoa; Chordata; Mammalia; Rodentia; Cricetidae. The record is from RefSeq and is a predicted model, not a curated record.
GAUCUACGUAGCUAGUUCCAAGGACAGCCAGGGCUGUUAUACAGAGAAACUCUGUCUUGAAAACCAAAACCAAAACAACAGCAAAAUUCUACCUAGAAAAUAGGAAAAGAUUUUCAAAUGAUUCCAUGAUCCCCACGUAAGACUUUCAGGAUCUCUAAGGUGUAGGUUGUCCAGGGAAGGCUGCUAGAAUCCAGCACAGUCACACACGAGGACAGUGAGCCUGUUUGACAGUGGAACACACUCACUGGCACUGGCUGUUAGCCAGGUGUAUGCAUGAGCACACUGGGCAGGGUGUCACGUGAGGUCAGGAAGCACAGCUCUCCUCCGUACCACCCCUCCAAAAAUGUUUAGUCUGGACCCAGUCCUGAGCAGACGACCGGAACUUAUCUGGACUCCUUUUCAAAAGGAAAUCCAUAGAGACGUGAGGACAGUUAUAGAUGAAAGACAGAAUUACCAACAGUGGUACUUGAAACAAAUGAAAAAUAUUUGUGGAGCUAUAAGAGAAAUUGCUUAAAUAUUUAAAUAGAAAAUGAAUUAAAAUAAUCUUAAAUUAUGAGACUAUGAGAGGAAAUUUUGAGACCUUUAAAACAUAAAUUCAAGCAAUUAUUUUGCAGGAGUGAUGCAGAAUUUCUCUGUGUAAGCCCUGGCUGUCCUGGAACUCGCUCUGUAGACCAGGCUGGCCUCGAACUCACAGAGAUCCUUCUUCUUCUUGCCUCCCCAGUGCUAGGAUUAAAGGCGUGUACCACCACUGCCCGGUGACUUUAUAGUUCUUGAUGGUUAAAUAAUCGUGGGGAAAUAAAUUAUGAAAUAUAGAUUAGUGCCUGAGUUUCUCUCGUAAUUUUAGUGAGUGGGGGCGGGGCAGUGGAGGAGGGGAGAGAUGUGCAAGUAAUUGUCUAAAGUAAUUGUCUAUUUUCUCCCUUUUCUUCUGUUUUUCUUUUCCUCAAUUUCCCUAACUGCAUGCAGCUCCUGACCACCAUAGAGAAAGCUAGGGCUGAGGCCUGUCCCUCCUCUCCCGAGGCCGAUGGAAUGGUAUUUAUUGCUCAUACUUAGGUCUUCCAGUCUAAAUACUGGCGGCCUCUUCUGCUCAGCUAGUGUUUUUACUGCCCUGAGUCUUCAAGCUGUUGCUAUGGUUGUUGGUACUAAUUUGACAAUCAGGUAAAAAGUAAAUAUAUAUAUAUAUAUAUAUAUAUAUAUAUAUAUAUAUAUAUAUAUUUAAAUGUAAACGGGACAGAGCAAAGGGGUGUGCUGCUCAGCGCCACACAGUGAAGCGCGCACUCCUGUCUGCCAGUUCGCUGGCAGAGCUAUGCAGGCCAUGGUCAGAUGUGUCUGCUGCCCCGCGCUGGGCCUGUGCAAUUUUACUCUGAGUAAAACAUCGCGAUGAUCAAAAAGGGCCGUGAUGUUUUGUUUUCUAGAAGUGAUUAAGGGGCAAAGAAAGUGUGAAACGAACACCACGUCUUAAAGUUUAUGUAGAGAAAACAUCAGAAACUUAAACUUCUGUCCGUAGUGUAAAGCCCUGACAGGAAACAGGAGCCCUUGAGGAUUACACGCGGAAGGGAAGCUCGUCUCCAAAAAGGCUCUUAAAACUUUGCGCCUAGCAUUUCUAGGGGUGCGCCCCAGUGGGACUGCAGUGUCUUUGCUCCUGUUUAUUUACCUUGGGCAUGUUGCUUUCGCCUUCUCUCAUCCCCUCUCACAUGAGGUAUAAGUUACCCUCGAGGCCCAAGGCAAAUACUCUCUUUUAUGAUGCUCCCCUUGCCAAAAUGUUGAUGUUCCUGACCUAAAACCUCUGUGUUUUGCUGGUAUAGCAUGUCCUACAUGUGCCAAACUGUAUAGGAGACCUGGCCCCCUAGCCAGCUCCUCCAUUCUUGAAAGCAACUCCUUUCUGUGCCAUAACACUUCAUGUAACACUUGGUGUCUGGCAAUUGUCAAUAGGGGCUUCAUAGGUUGGCCAAUGGAUACUAGUUCUUUGAUAUUGAAAUCUGUUACCUCAGGCCUGCAGAGAUGGCUCAGAUCCCUUGCCGUUCCUGCAGAGGACCUGGGUUUGAGUCCCAGCACCCACAUGGUGGUGCAUAACUGUAACUCCAGCUCUAGGAGAUCUGAUGCCCUCUUCUGGUCUCCAUGGACAGAUGUGCAGGUGCUGCACACGGAGAUCGGUGGUGGUGAACGCCUUUAAUCCCAGUACUCAGGAGGCAGAAUGCAGGCAGAUCUCUGUGAGUUCGAGGCCAGCCUGGUCUACAAGAGCUAGUUCCAGGACAGCUAAGGCAGUUACACACAGAAACCCUGUCUCGAACACGCCCCCCCAUAAAACCAACCAAUCAACAAAAUAAACAAACACCAAAAAAUGAAAUAUAGUCCUACGUUCUCAAAAGUCUCUCAAGGGUAGUCAGGUUGCUGUUAAAAUUGAAAUAUUCACUGGACUGCCUAUGAGCCACCACACCCUGUAACCAAAUGCGUUUACUUUAUCAGUAUUUCCAACUCUGCUGCCACGCCUUCUGGAGAACUCAGGUAGAGAUGCUUGCGGGCUGUUUCUGGAAUGUGUGUUUACUGACAUUUCGAAGCGGAAGCUCUUAUCCUUUCCCCUUUCUCGCAACCCCUAAAAAGCCCCAUAUUCCCACAUGCCCGGGUGCACGGUCCCUGCCAUCAGUCAGGGUGGGGUUAAGUUAUGACAAACAGCGUAAUAGUGCGGCUAACGUUUCUUAAGUAUUUCCCCCUUACGAAGGGCUCUCCCUUCAGCCCUUGGGACUGUUCUCUAUUUUAGGAUUGAGAAAACGAGUUUAGGCAGAUGGCUGGAAUGGAAGCAUGAGGGUGGGACUCAGCUCUAUAGCUCCAUAUUCUUGCUGGAUUAAGAUAAUCUUAAUCCCAGCACUCGAGAGACAGAGGUAGGAGGAUCUGUGAGUUCGAGGCCAGCCUGGUCUACAGAGCGGUUCCAGGACAGUCGGAGCUGUACACAGAGAAACCCUGUCUUGAAAAACAAAACGAACGAAAAGGGGGGAAGGAGGCGAUAAACUGCCUCUGUCUCUACCAAGAGCAGAAUUUAAAAGACCCCCACGCCUCUGCCUGCUUUCCCGUUUGUAUCUCCCACCCGUCACUCUCCACACAGCUGCAGGAGUGGUUGCCAGUCCCUAGCAGAGUCCGCUGUGCUGCAGGCAUGCAUUGCCAGAUAACCGGCUUCUGCAUUUUUUUUUUUCCUUUUAAAGGAAACACGGUAGUUUGGCACCGACUCUGUCACUUCUGAUUUAAUAGUACCUACCCCCAAAGGUAAUGCCAUCCCAAAUCAAAACCUCCUUGAAAGUCUUUCCUGCAGAACUUACCCCGCUUUCUGUGUCACGUCAAGGCUCUCUCUGCGAUGUUAUCAUUUCCUAUGACAUUUUCCUGUUUAGACCCCAGGGAUAGCGCCCAGAAGGCACAGGGACAUUAUUGGGUUCACCUCUCUCCUUCUCUUGUGCUUUUUCCAUUGGUUUAGGUAUUGUUAGAACUCAGAGGGUAGCUCACACACAUCUCCUUUAUCCACAUUUCAUACCUCAGCAAGAACUAGUUGCUCAGAUGGGUCCUUACAGAGAUCAGAGCUCCGAGGAAUGGGACCCAGGACAGAGAAAUGCAGCGUGACUUUCCCAGGGCCAUGAUUUUCAGCACCGACGAUUUUUUCUUCGGGGAAGAUGGUGCCUAUGAGUUCAACCCGGACUUCUUGGAGGAAGCUCACGAGUGGAACCAGAAGCGAGCAAGGAAAGCAAUGCAGAAUGGCAUAUCCCCCAUUAUUAUUGAUAACACCAACCUGCACGCCUGGGAAAUGAAGCCCUAUGCAGUCAUGGCACUUGAGAAUAACUAUGAAGUUAUAUUCCGAGAACCCGACACUCGCUGGAAAUUCAACGUUCAAGAGUUAGCAAGAAGAAACAUCCAUGGAGUCCCAAGAGAAAAAAUCCACCGAAUGAAAGAACGGUAUGAACACGAUGUUACCUUUCACAGUGUCCUUCAUGCAGAAAAGCCAAGCAGAGCGAACAGAAACCAGGAUAGGAACAGCGCGCCUUCCAGUGGCUCUGGGUACUGGAACACCUACACAGAGCUCCCCAACCGAAGGGCUCACGGCAGCUUCUCCAAUGAGAGCGUCAGAAGGGGUGGCUGUCACCAUGGAUAUUAGCUGUCUGUGCACAGCCACUGCAGAAUUUUCCUAAAGAAGUUUCUACUUCAAUUUUUGGUAUUUAUUCUUUGUUCAGUUUUAGCCAGAGCUCUAAUUCCAAUGUAAAUAGCCAAGCCCAGAAAUUUCUGAACAGAGGUCAUUAUAUUCAUUAUCUCCAACAAGCGAUGUCAGAAUGCGCCCAUAUGGCUUGAUGAUGGGGAUUCUGCUGAGGGCUCAAAGGUCUUUCUCUAGAGAAGGAGCUGAUUUGAAACCGAGAUCCAAGAUUAUCAAUUAGUUGCAGAGUCAUAAACAAGGUGUUCCUAGCACAUCUCUAUGGGCUACAGUACCACUGCCUUUGACAGAUCCAUCUUUUCCAUAAAGCUGGAGCGUGAGGAGGGGCGGAGGCGGAGGCAGGAAGCAGCUCAGUGCCCUUGCUGCUCUGACAGUCUGCAUCCAGAGGCCAGAGCCAUCACUCUAAUGGCACUGAUUUUCUUUUAGACUUAAUGCACAGAAGGGGAUGUUGUCCUUCAGGGCACCAUUAGGGGACUUUUCCCCCUUAUUUUAAGAUGUGUCACUGUUAAACACGCCUGUGAAUUCUCAGUACUAGGCCCCUAAGGAGAAUGAGUACCAUUACAGUCAGACCCUGCUGCGCUCAGCGGCAUCAGCGGGACAGACGCCCCCUCCCCUCUCCAGCUCGUAGUCUAACAAUGUAAAUAAUCUGCUUUCGCAAAACACCAGUUUUAAAGAGUCAUCAAGUGAUUUCUAAAAUGAUGCCUCUAGCGCGUGAUUAGUUAGCCACCGGAUGUUGAGGAGUGCAAAGCAAUGAAGCAGCCAGGGUUUAGGUCAUACAAGGAAUGUGAAAGUCACGCUCACUGAGAUCAGCAGGGUAUGUAUGUCAUUUGGAGUGCCCCUCAGAUCAGUUAUGAAUUUAUGAGUUCAAAUUAAAUCCCAGCAGGCUGGAAUCGGAUUCAUUUGGUACGAGACUGUGACAAGACCAUGUGGAAUGUGUGGUCUAUUUAUUUUUUGGCCAACAGCUUCUUUCUAAUGUUUUGUGAAAUAUUAUUUUAAGUGUCUUAUAUAAUGGUGCUUUUAUGGUUAUUAAAAUUGUAUAUGGUAUUGCAUUUA